Molecule: messenger RNA, 941 nt
Organism: Homarus americanus (American lobster)
Lineage: Eukaryota; Metazoa; Arthropoda; Malacostraca; Decapoda; Nephropidae
Exons: 1
Source: RefSeq, a predicted model, not a curated record
AGCCAAGGCAGCGUCCCUACACAGAGCCAAGCAGCGUCCUACACACCGAGCCAAGGCGUCCUACAGAGCAAGGCAGCGUCCUACACAGAGCCAAGGCAGCGUCCUACACAGAGCCAAGGCAGCGUCCUACACAGAGCCAAGGCAGCGUCCUACACAGAGCCAAGGCAGCGUCCCUACACAGAGCCAAGGCAGCGUCCCUACACAGAACCCAGCCGCGUCCCUACACAGAAGCCAAGGCAGCGUCCCUACACAGAGCCAAGGCAGCGUCCCUACCAGAGCCAAGGCAGCGUCCUACACAGAAACCAGGCAGCGUCCUACACAAGCCAAGGCAGCGUCCCUACAGAGCCAAGGCAGCGUCUACACAGAGCCAAAGGCAGCGUCCCACGACCCAAGGCAGCGUCCCUUCACAGAGCAAGGCAGCGUCCCUACACAAACCGAGCAGCGUCCCUACACAGAGCAGGCAGCGUCCUGAAACCAAGGCAGCGUCCUACACAGAGCAAGGCAGCGUCUACACAGACCAAGGCAGCGUCCUUCACAGAACCAAAGCAGCGUCCUACAGAGCAAGGCAGCGUCCUACACAGAGCCAAGGCAGCGUCCCUACACAGAGCCAAGGCAGCGUCCUACUGAAGCCAAGCAGCGUCCUACACAGAGCAGGCAGCGUCCUACAAGCCAAGGCAGCGUCCUACACAGAACCAGGCAGUCCUUCACAGAGCCAAGGCGCGUCCCUGAAACCAAGGCGCGUCCCUACACGAGCAAGGCAGCGUCCUAAGAAACCAAGGCAGCGUCCUACACAGAGCCAAGGCAGCGUCUACACAGAGCCAAGGCAGCGUCCCUACACAGAGCCAAGGCAGCGUCUACACAAGCCAAGGCAGCGUCCUUCACAGAACCAAGGCAGCGUCCUACACAGAAACCAGGCAGCGUCCUACACAGAGCCAAGGUAG